AUGGGGGAGCCCAGAGUGAUGAGUUUGAUUGGUGGCAAGGAGAGUGGAACAGAAGUCUACCCCCUCCUCAACACAGUCCUGUAUGACCCCACCAUGUUUAAAACCCCCUAUGCAUUUAACCCAGAGCAUUUCCUGGAUGAGAACGGGCGCUUCAAGAAGAGCGAUGCUUUUGUGCCAUUCGCUUCAGGGAAGCGGGUCUGUCUGGGCGAAACCUUGGCCCGCAUGGAGCUUUUCAUCUUUUUGGCCACCAUCCUGCAGAAAUUUGAGCUGAAACCCCUCGUGGCCCCCAAGGACAUUGACGUGACUUCUCAUGAGGUUGGAUUUGGCAGAAUCCCACAUUACUAUCAGCUCUGCAUGGUCUCACGCUGA
This is a messenger RNA of Anolis sagrei ordinatus, 369 nucleotides long. The record is from RefSeq and is a predicted model, not a curated record. NCBI's taxonomy places the organism in Eukaryota, Metazoa, Chordata, Lepidosauria, Squamata, Anolidae.